Molecule: messenger RNA, 1302 nt
Organism: Theileria annulata
Lineage: Eukaryota; Apicomplexa; Aconoidasida; Piroplasmida; Theileriidae
Product: methionine aminopeptidase, putative
Exons: 6
Coding region: 1-1302 (433 amino acids)
Biological process (GO): proteolysis
Molecular function (GO): metalloaminopeptidase activity
Source: RefSeq, a predicted model, not a curated record
AUGAAUGAUUCAGCUCAAAAUGAAGUCGUUCUUCAGAAACCUGAAGUUAAGGAUAAAUCGGAUUCUAAGAAGAAAAAAAAAUCAAAAAAGAUUACUGACGAAUUUGACGAUGCCCUAUUAGAACUUGAAUCCUUAAAUGUAACGCCUCGAAAUCCCUUAUUGUUUGAUUCUGAAAAGGGAGAACCCAUCAGGAAAAUAGGAGAAUGGACUUCUCCCUUUGUUACUGAUAAAACAGUGGUUGAACAAUUCAAAAAUUCAAUUUAUCCUGAAGGAGAGGUCAGUGAGUAUUCUGGUGGGAACAAAAAGAGAAUUACUGAUGAGGAAAAACGCCAUCUUGAAAAGAUUUCCUUUGAAAAGUACAAUGACAUGAGAAGAGCAGCUGAGGUCCACAGACAAGUUCGAAGGUAUAUUCAGUCUGUAAUAAGGCCAGGAGUCUCUUGCUUGGAUAUUGUACAAGCUGUUGAAUCAAAGACCAAAUAUCUCAUUGAAGCUGAGGGACUUAAAUCAGGUUGGGGGUUUCCUACAGGUUGUUCACUAAAUUCCUGUGCAGCUCAUUACACGCCAAACUACGGUGAUAAAACGGUUUUUGAGAAAGACGAUAUUAUGAAGCUGGAUUUUGGGACCCAUGUUAACGGUUACAUAAUCGACAGUGCUUUUACCAUAGCCUUUGAUGAGAAAUAUGACCCACUCAUUGAAUCCACAAAGGAGGCAACAAACACAGGCUUAAAACUCGCUGGAAUCGAUGCCAGAACUUCAGAACUGGGAGAGGCAAUUGAAGAAGUUAUUGAAUCGUUUGAAAUAACCCUAAAGAAUAGAACUCAUAAAAUCAAGCCGAUAAGAAACCUUACCGGACAUAACAUAGGACAAUAUAUUAUUCACGCUGGAAAGGCAGUACCAAUCGUUGGAAAAAGCGGUAACAGAGAUAUAAUGGAGGAGGGCGAUGUGUUUGCAAUUGAGACAUUUGCAACAACAGGAAGUGGAACGGUAGUUGAAAAAAUGGACUGCUCACACUACAUGAAAAAUCCUAAUUCCAUUUACGCCCCUAUCAGACUCAAAUCAGCCCGAGAAAGCCUAAAUGUAAUUAAUAGGGAGUUUUCUACUCUACCAUUCUGUAAAAGGUGGCUCGAUGAUUUAACAAAUAAAAGGGGAUCAUUGGUUCUUAGGAAUCUUGUUGAUGCUGGAAUUAUUGUACCAUACCCUCCGCUAUGCGAUAACAACAAUAGUUUUACUUCUCAAAUGGAACAUACCAUACUACUUAGGCCUACAUGUAAGGAAGUCCUAUCCAGAGGUGAUGACUAUUAA